Molecule: messenger RNA, 1665 nt
Organism: Cladophialophora psammophila CBS 110553
Lineage: Eukaryota; Fungi; Ascomycota; Eurotiomycetes; Chaetothyriales; Herpotrichiellaceae
Exons: 1
Coding region: 1-1665 (554 amino acids)
Molecular function (GO): oxidoreductase activity
Source: RefSeq, a predicted model, not a curated record
AUGUCGUCUGCAGUGACCAACCAAGUUACCCACGCGAACGGCGAAAGCAAAGAACUUGAAGUCCUUGUCGUGGGUAUGGGCUUCGGUGGCAUCUAUUUACUGUACAACUUGCGCAAUCUAGGCUACAACGUCAAAGCAGUGGAAGCCGGAGGGGGUCUUGGUGGCAUUUGGUGGUGGAAUUCAUAUCCUGGAGCAAGAGUCGACACAUCUUUGCCGUUUUACGAAUUUUCAGAUGAGGCCCUCUGGAGAGACUGGAACUGGAAGGAGCGCUUUCCAGGCCAGGAAGAACUUCAAGAGUACUUCGCACACGUUGACAAAGUCUGGGAUCUCAGCAAAGACGUCACGUACAACACCAGGGUCGUUAGCGCCAAGUAUGAUGAAGAGAAGAACAAGUGGACUUCUUAUACUGACAAGGGCGACAAGAUCGUCUCUCAAUAUCUGCUUCUCGCCACUGGGUUUGCAGCCAAGGAGUAUAUACCCAACAUCAAAGGGCUGGAUACUUUCAAGGGCCCAGCUUUCCACACCGCAAAGAUGCCCAAAGGCAAAGACACUCUUGACUUUCACGGAAAACGAAUCGCUGUCAUUGGCACAGGGGCUAGCGGCGUCCAGGUUAUUCAGGAACUGGGUCCGAUUGCGCAACAUCUAACCGUUUUCCAACGAACCCCCAACUAUGCGCUGCCGAUGCGACAAAAGAAACUGACCCCAGACGGCGAGCAAGCCAGAGGGAAACGAGACUAUAAAUAUCUCUUUGAGCUUCGAAAACGAACAUCAGCAGGAUGGGACUACAACCCCAAGCCGCAGAAAGCCUUUGAUGUGCCAGAAGAGGAGCGCCUAGCUCUCUGGGAAGAACUUUGGGAGAAAGGCGGCUUCAACCCAUGGCUUGGCAACUACCAUGACCUCAUGCUAAACCGAGAUGUCAGUGAGGCGAUGUAUGCCUUCUGGAGGGACAAGGUCCGACAGAGAAUCACCAGACCGGAACUGUAUGAAGACCUUGCGCCAGAUAACCCCCCACAGCCGUUUGCAACAAAACGACCUUCUCUCGAGCAAAACUUCUACGAGGUUGUCCAGCAGCCUAAUGUUGAAAUCGUCAACGUCACGAAAAAGCCCAUCGUGGAGGUCACCCGGACUGGAAUAGUAACCGCCGAAGGCUCCAAUAGCACCAGAGAACAUCCUCUCGACAUUAUUAUCCUGGCUACCGGCUUCGACGCCGGCCCAGGAACUUUGACGCAGAUUGACAUCAAGGGCAUUUCGGGUCAAUCUUUGAAAGAUAAAUGGAGCAAAGGCACACGCACACACCUCGGUAUUGCCACCGCUGGCUUCCCCAACCUCUUAUUCUUGUAUGGCCCGCAGAGUCCCGGUGCCUUUGCUAUUGGCCCUGCUCACGCAGAAGUCCAGGGUGACUGGAUCAUCAACACUUUGCAGGAUCUGAAGAAAGGUGGUUAUAGCCGGAUCGAGGCCCUGGCUGAUGCGGAAGACCGUUGGGCCAAGAUUACCAAUGACUUGCUGAAUAUGACGCUGAUUCCGCAGUCUAAUUCGUGGUACAUUGGUGCCAAUGUACCCGGUAAAGUCCGAGAAGCCGUGAACUAUCUCGGGGGUCUCCCAGCUUAUACGAAGGCAAUGUACGAUAGCUCCGACAAUGGCUACGAGGGAUUCGUCCUCAGCUGA